Messenger RNA from Filobasidium floriforme, 988 nucleotides. RefSeq names its product Alpha/Beta hydrolase protein. Bases 59 to 856 code for a protein of 265 amino acids. Gene Ontology annotation, molecular function: hydrolase activity. The record is from RefSeq and is a predicted model, not a curated record. The transcript has 4 exons. Lineage: Eukaryota; Fungi; Basidiomycota; Tremellomycetes; Filobasidiales; Filobasidiaceae.
CGUCAUUGUAUCUUGAUACCCACUCACCUUCUCAGCAUCCUUAAUAUGACAGCGAAGGAUGCUCUCGAAAGUGGUAGAGACCCCCUGCCGAAUACCUAUUGAAGGCGGGUCCGUUGAGCUCGAGGCGGUGCUCGUGCGAGCCAAUCCCAGAUAUGACCGUUUAUCUGAAACUUAUGCUGUCGUGGCUCAUCCCUGGCCUGCUCUGGGCGGCACGAUGAGGGAUCGUGUCGUUACGAGGAUCGCCGUCGGUCUGAUUGCCAGAGGGAUCACGAUGCUGGUCUAUAACUCUCGUGGAACCGGAUCAUCCACCGGCAGAGCUUCUUGGACGGGAGAAGCAGAACGGCGAGAUUAUGGUGCGGUCGUCGAGUGGCUCGUCGCAACAGAGACGAAAAGUCGAGCAGUGAGCGCGGAUCGGGUCAAGCUGCUUUGUUGUGGCUAUUCGUUCGGCGCCCUCGCAGCGUCCGUCUACGCGCCCUCUCGGGACCUGCUAGACCAGCUCCAGAAAUCCCGCCCGGGCGCGACCCUGACGGUCCGACAUAUCCUGAUCUCGCCUCCAGUAGGAAUGACCGCAAUGUUUCUCGUCCCGUUCAAAUUCAGCUCGUACACGAGCGCUACCAAGCGAAUCAUCGAGGCUGAUUCUGGUGAUGAAACUGAAACUGAACCUAAAGUCUUGCUGGCGUAUGGAGACAGGGACCAGUUCUCGUCGACGUCGGAUUAUCAGCGCUACUUCGACAAGAUUGCAGGGUCCAGCGAGAAUGACAGGCUGACAGUGGUAGUCGUGGAGGGCGGGAACCACUUCUUCUCCUCUGAUGAACAUAUUAGGGCGUUAUGGGACGCCGUAGAUGCAUGGAUAUGACAAAUCGCCUUGAUUAAUACCGCACACGAACGAUCAGGUAUAAUCUCAUAUAAGCAGAAUCUCUAUAUGCUAUAACGUAAAACGGGCCGUGGCGGGUCUGUCCACCUCGACAAGCGAAGCGGACCGACAUGU